AUGAGAGUCCCGACCUCUGCGCUGGAUGGCUGCAGUGAAUCUUUCUUUGCCGCUGAUGAAAAACGUGAAAAGGCUAGCACCCAAUUUUUUGCAGACACAGGGGUGAUGGCCAUGUUAUGUCACCAUGAUCGUGUAUUAUGGCUUGUUAACAUGAUGUCAGCGGGAGAAAAGCAGCAUUAUGCUCUCGCCCUGAUCAAGAAGCUUUUCGAUAACAUCCCUCCUGAGAUGACUGUUGGCCUCUUGUAUGACAUCGGCUGUCAACUUCAUCGAAGUUGUCUCAAGUACCGGCUCCUCAAUGACGACGUUCUUCGCUGGAUAACUUUCGCAAUAUCAGUCUUUCACGCUUACGGCCACCAAUGGGCCUGUCAAAUUAUAUACCGUCCUUGCAAGUGUGAAGGCUUUGGCCUUUCUGAUGGAGAAGGUUGCGAGUGUCUAUGGAGUGCACUCAAACAUCUUAUUGCUCCGCUACACAUUUCUGGGGUCCGGCACCUCGAUGACAAAAACCUUGUUUUGUUUGGCAGCUGGUUGAGCCGGAGGUGGAACAACUGUGCUAAGAAGAAGAGUAAUGUCAUGCAAGCUCUACAUGAGCUUUCAGUGGAUGAAACUCCUGUCUGUCAGCAGUGGAAAUUACAGGUUGAAUAUCAGAUGAGACCCCUGCCUCAUAAGUGUCAUGUUGGAAGAUCGAAGACAAGCAAUGACAAGGAAAUCUCGAAAAUCCUCUCCAUCAAGAAAUCUCUCGCUGAGCUCGAUGGAUCGUUGCGACGCAUGAAAAUGCAACUUUGUACAGGAAAUGUCAACAAUCUCGUCGACUUCAACCUUCGUCUCAUCGAAGAGCGUGCUCACCGAUCGAGACUCGCGGACACUUUGAGCCGCUGGAAGGUAAGGCUUGGCAUCAAUCAGUGCACCCAUCUGGACCAAUUACGUCACAAUGUAUAUCUACAACGCAAGUUCGAAAUUGAGAAGCUUGAACGCUCAUACAGGCAAACAUUCCUAUGUGUGGAUCUCAGUGCUCUUAUCAGACAACGCCACAGUCCUCCCAAUGCUAUAGUGCCUAACCCUAUCUCUCUCCUGCCGGACAUUGGACUCGAUGAUAUCGUGCUGGAACCCCCUGAUUGGUUAGCUGAUGAGGUUACUCGUGCUGCGAUCAGACUGGUGCUCGAGAUUGACCAAUGUGACGAAGAAGAGUUGCGUGUGAAGGUUGAGCGCUGUGCCCUGCAGGAGUGGGCUAUUGUUGAGUGGGAUGCUCUGCAGAGGGCCCGUGCAUAUGCAAGUGAUGAUGAGCUUAUGGAUGUCUUAGAAGAUAUUGCAUUAGCAGAUCAGUAUAGAGGGGAAGAGGUAGAUUAUAUCGAGGAUGGCUAUGCAGUCAACGACUCAGUUGGUAAACAGCCCAACUAG
Molecule: messenger RNA, 1395 nt
Organism: Suillus bovinus
Lineage: Eukaryota; Fungi; Basidiomycota; Agaricomycetes; Boletales; Suillaceae
Exons: 8
Coding region: 1-1395 (464 amino acids)
Source: RefSeq, a predicted model, not a curated record